Molecule: messenger RNA, 5363 nt
Organism: Jaculus jaculus (lesser Egyptian jerboa)
Lineage: Eukaryota; Metazoa; Chordata; Mammalia; Rodentia; Dipodidae
Gene: Arap3
Product: ArfGAP with RhoGAP domain, ankyrin repeat and PH domain 3
Exons: 33
Coding region: 36-4664 (1542 amino acids)
Biological process (GO): positive regulation of GTPase activity; signal transduction
Cellular component (GO): ruffle
Molecular function (GO): phosphatidylinositol-3,4,5-trisphosphate binding; GTPase activator activity; protein binding
Source: RefSeq, a predicted model, not a curated record
GCGGCCGGCCGCAGCGAGCAAUGGCCUGAGCCCCCAUGGCUGCCCCUCAGGACCUGGACAUCGCUGUGUGGCUGGCGGCAGUACACCUGGAGCAGUAUGCAGACACGUUCCGUCAGCAUGGCCUGGCUACAGCGGGUGCAGCCCAAAGCCUGGGCCCUGAGGAGCUGAGGCAGUUGGGCAUCAGCGCCACAGGGCACCGGAAACGCAUCUUACGCCUGCUGCAAGCAGGCACUGCAGAGAGUUCCCAGGAUCCUCACUUGGAUAAUACCAUGGAACCAUCCCCCAGCCCCACCCCCCAAGCCCAGCCCUCGAAGCCCGUGCCCAAGCCCAGGACAGUGUUUAGUGGGCUUAGUGGUCCUGCCACCACCCAGAGGCCUGGGCUAAGCUCAACUUUCUGGGGACCAGAAGUGUCCAGGAGCUCACAGUCAAGCCCGAGGUCUCCUCCUCUCCUUACCUCCUCCUCUGAGCAUUCUUCGGCCCAGAAUACCAUGGAGAUGAUGCCCAACACCAUUUACUUUGGCCUGGACUUAAAAGGCGGGCCCCAAGCAGCUCAGGACGAAACUCCAGACAGUCUUCAGACAACUGUCCCCACCCCUGCCCUCAGACCCACAACAGGCACAGUGCACAUCAUGGAUCCUGGUUGCCUGUACUAUGGUGUCCAGCCUGUGGGGGUCCCAGGAGCCCCAGACAGGAGAGAAGGCAGAAUUGUCUGCCAAGAAAGGGCUGAACACAGACCCAGCAGACAGAAUCUGGAGGCACGGGAGGAUGCUGGCUAUGCCAGUCUAGAACUACCUGGGGACUCUGCCCUUUCACUCCCUACCCUGGAGCCAGAAGAAACCAGUGAUGACCUCAUUUCACCCUAUGCCAGCUUCUCCUCCACAGCAGACCGCCCCACUCCCCUGCUCAGUGGCUGGCUGGACAAGCUCUCGCCUCAGGGAAACUAUGUCUUUCAGAGACGCUUUGUGCAGUUCAAUGGGAGAAGUCUGAUGUACUUUGGCAGUGACAAGGACCCCUUCCCCAAGGGUGUGAUUCCUCUGACUGCCAUUGAGAUGACUCGCAGCAGCAAAGACAACAAGUUCCAGGUCGUUACUGUCCAGAGGGUGUUCGUGUUCCGCACAGAGAGUGAGGCUCAGAGGGACACGUGGUGCUCUACACUGCAGUCCUGCCUGAAGGAGCAGCGCCUCCUGGGCAACCCUCGACCCCCUCACCCACCACGACCCCUCCGCACUGGCAUGCUGGAGCUGCGUGGACACAAGGCCAAGGUAUUUGCUGCCUUGAGCCCUGGAGAGCUGGCACUGUACAAGAGUGAGCAGGCCUUCUCCCUGGGCAUUGGGAUCUGCUUCAUUGAACUGCAAGGCUGCAGUGUCCGAGAGAUCAAGAGUCGAAGCUUUGACCUGCUCACACCACAUCGCUGCUUCAGCUUCACAGCUGAUUCUGGCGGGGCUCGGCAGAGCUGGGCAGCUGCUCUGCAAGAAGCAGUAACUGAGACCCUGUCUGACUAUGAGGUGGCUGAGAAGAUCUGGUCAAAUCGGGCAAACCGGCAUUGUGCAGACUGUGGGGCCUCCCGCCCAGACUGGGCUGCCAUCAACCUGGGGGUAGUCAUCUGCAAACAGUGUGCAGGUCAGCACCGGGCCCUGGGCUCUGGGAUCUCCAAGGUGCAAAGCCUGAAGCUGGACACAAGCGUCUGGAGCAAUGAGAUAGUGCAGUUGUUCAUUGUCCUAGGAAAUGAUCGUGCCAACCGCUUCUGGGCAGGAGCACUACCCCCAGGUGAAGGGCUGCAUCCAGAUUCAGCCCCUGGUCCCCGGGGAGAGUUCAUCUCCCGAAAGUACAGGCUGGGUCACUUCCGGAAGCCCCACCCUCAGCAUCCAGAUCAUAGCCAGCUUCUGCAGGCAUUGUGUGCAGCCAUGGCUGGACCCAACCUGCUGAAGACCAUGACCCAGCUUCUCUGUGUUGAGGCCUCUGAGAGCGAGGAGCCCUGGUCCCCCUCAGCCCUCAAUGGCAGCUUACUUAGCCUUCUUCCCCCAGAUCCCUCCCCUGGUGUGUACAAUGAAGUGGUGGUACCUGCCACUUACAGCAGCUUCCUGUACUGCAGCCCGAUCAGCAACAAGGCUGGAGCCCCACCCCUUCGUAGGGGCCGGGAUGCUCCUCCCCGCCUGUGGUGCGUGCUGGGCGCUGCAUUGGAAAUGUUUGCAUCAGAAAGCAGCCCUGAACCCCUCAGCCUCAUCCAGCCCCAGGAUGUUGUAUGUCUGGGUGUGAGCCCCCCACCUGCUGACCAAAGUGAUCUCGACAGGUUCCCCUUUUCCUUCGAGCUCAUCCUCACUGGGGGGAGGAUCCAGCAUUUUGGCACAGAUGGAGCAGACAGUCUGGAGGCCUGGACCAGUGCAGUGGGCAAGUGGUUCUCCCCACUCAGCUGUCACCAGCUGCUGGGCCCUGGGCUGCUCCGGCUAGGCCGCCUGUGGCUUCGGUCUCCCUCCCAUGCAGCCCUGGACCCUGGCCUCUGGCUGUCAGGGUUCGGCCUUCUUCGUGGUGACCACCUCUUCCUGUGUCCAGCGCCGGGCCCUGGCCCUCCAGCCCCUGAGGACAUGGUGCAUUUACGGCGUCUACAGGAGAUAAGUGUGGUCUCUGCAGCUGACACUCCAGACAAAAAGGAGCAUUUGGUCCUGGUAGAAACAGGAAGGACCCUGUAUCUGCAGGGGGAAGGUCGGCUAGACUUUACAGCAUGGAAUACAGCCAUAGGGGGUGCUGCUGGUGGGGGUGGCACAACGCUUCAGGAGCAGCAGAUGAGCCGGGGUGACAUCCCCAUCAUUGUGGAUGCCUGCAUCAGUUUUGUCACUCAGCAUGGGCUCCGGCUAGAAGGGGUAUAUAGAAAAGGGGGUGCUCGGGCCCGCAGCCUUCGACUAUUGGCUGAGUUUCGGCGGGAUGCUCGGUCAGUGAAACUCCGACCAAGGGAACACUUUGUGGAAGAUGUUACCGACACACUGAAACGAUUCUUUCGAGAACUUGAUGACCCUGUGACCUCUGCUCAGUUACUGCCUCGCUGGAGGGAAGCUGCAGAGCUGCCCCAGAAGAAUCAGCGCUUGGAGAAAUACAAAGAAGUGAUUGCCUGCCUGCCUCGGGUCAACCGCCGUACGCUGGCCACCCUCAUCGGGCAUCUCUAUCGGGUACAAAAGUGUGCAGCUCUGAACCAGAUGUGCACAAGGAACCUGGCCCUACUGUUUGCACCAAGUGUGUUCCAGACAGAUGGACGAGGGGAGCAUGAGGUGCGGGUGCUUCGGGAACUCAUCGAUGGCUACAUCCAUGUCUUUAAUAUUGAUUCUGACCAGGCAGCUCAGAUUGAUUUGGAAGUCAGUCUGAUCACCACCUGGAAGGAUGUACAGCUGUCCCAGGCUGGAGAUCUCAUCAUGGAAGUUUAUAUAGAGCAGCAGCUUCCAGACAACUGUGUCACUCUGAAGGUUUCACCCACACUAACUGCUGAGGAACUGACUAACCAGGUACUGGAGAUUCGAGGGACAGCAGCAGGGACAGACUUGUGGGUGACAUUUGAGAUUCUUGAGCAUGGAGAGCUUGAGCGGCCGCUGCACCCCAAGGAAAAGGUCCUAGAGCAGGCCCUGCAAUGGUGCCAGCUUCCAGAGCCCUGCUCAGCCUCCUUGCUCCUGAGAAAGGUCUCCCUGGCGCAGGCUGGCUGCCUCUUCACUGGGAUCCGUCGUGAGAGCCCACGGGUGGGGCUGUUACGGUGUCGUGAGGAGCCGCCUCGCUUGCUGGGAAGCCGCUUCCAGGAGAGGUUCUUUCUGCUGCGUGGACGCUGCCUGCUGCUGCUCAAGGAGAAGAAGUGCUCUAAACCAGACCGGGAGUGGCCUCUGGAAGGUGCCAAGGUUUACCUGGGAAUCCGCAAGAAAUUAAAGCCUCCAACACCGUGGGGCUUCACUCUGAUACUGGAGAAGAUGCAUCUCUACUUGUCCUGCACUGAUGAGGAUGAGAUGUGGGAUUGGACCACUAGCAUCCUUAAAGCCCAGCAUGAUGACCAGCAGCCAGUGGUCAUACGACGCCGUUCCUCCUCUGACCUGGCCCGUCAGAAGUUUGGCACUAUGCCCUUGCUGCCCAUCCGUGGGGAUGACAGUGGAGCCACCCUUCUCUCUGCCAACCAGACCCUGCGGCGCCUGCACAACCGGAGGACCCUGUCCAUGUUUUUUCCAAUGAAGUCAUCCCAGGAGUCUGUGGAGGAGCAUAAUGAGCUAGAGGAGCCCGUGUACGAGGAGCCUGUGUAUGAGGAGGUUGGGACCUUCCCUGAGCUCACCAAAGAUACCUUGACUUCCUCCCUCAACCAGUGGGAGUGGACAGCCAAGCCAGAGACCCUUCCCACCAGCCAAACAUCCUCUGAUCAACCCCUCCUCUCCAAGGCAAGCAUUCUGGGCCAGGAGGAAAGGACACCUGGCCCUCCUUCAAAGAGCAGCUCCCAAGCACGGGGGUCCCUGGAAGAGCAGCUUCUCCAGGAACUCAACAACCUCAUCCUGAGGAAGGGAGAAACCACCCUAUGCACAGAAAGCCCUUCUCAGUCUCCCAGCUGCCAACCCCCCAGUCCCACCAACCUUCCAACACAGACACCGGCCCUCCCCACUCAACUUCCUUGCACUUCCAGUCCACCCUCCAGCCAGCCCCUCACAUGAUUCUAGGGCCAGCAGCUGAAGGGGUAGGUAAUCAGAGGAGGAGCCAGGCUCUCACCAUGGCAGACAGUGCUAGGAGCACCCUCUACCUUGGCUGGAAAACUUCAGAAUCCAGUAUGGUAGCAUGGAAGGAGCACUGCACUGAGGGCCCUGGAGGCUGUACACAGCUCAUGGACCCUCUCUGGGCACAGCCAUUUAUCUGUACAGUGAAGUUACUGAGAAAAGGGGACAGUGAACAUAGAACUGUUCAUCAGCUAUAAGCCUCUAUAUAUAUAUCAGUGUGUGUGUGUGUAUAUCUAUCUAUAUAUUUUUUUUUUUGAAGCAGGGUCUUACUCUAGUCCAAGUUGACAUGGAACUUACUCUAUAGCUCAGGCUAGCCUUGAAACAGCCAUCCUCCUACCUCAGCCUCCUGAGUGCUGAGAUUAAAGACAUGUACCCCUGUGCCCAGUCCCCCCAUAUUUCCCUCACAAGGGCAGCUCCUGCUAAAUAUAUAUUUGAUAUGAGGGGUUCAGUGAGAGAUUUGGGGCACAAGGAUGGUUUUACAAAACAGGGUUGGAAGCUAGAAGCAUAGAAGAUGUGCAAGUCUAUCCUGUCCCACUUCCUACAUGCUGAGACUGCAGAAGUCCUGAAGUGGGAGGAUUGAUUGGUGCUGGGAACUGGGGCAGAGAGGAGCCAAAGAAGGAUGUUAAUAAAUCUUAGAAC